Messenger RNA from Stegastes partitus (bicolor damselfish), 4632 nucleotides. RefSeq names its product syndecan 3 (gene sdc3). The record is from RefSeq and is a predicted model, not a curated record. The transcript has 5 exons. Gene Ontology annotation, biological process: cell migration. Gene Ontology annotation, cellular component: cell surface; membrane. The coding region runs from base 404 to 1771 and encodes 455 amino acids. Lineage: Eukaryota; Metazoa; Chordata; Actinopteri; Pomacentridae.
GAGAGAGAGAGAAGGGGGGAGAGAGAGCCUGAGAGUGUACUGGGAGAGAGGAGAGAGACGAGGUCUGGCGUCUCCCGGUAGUAAAUUAUCAGGUUUCGAGCACAAAAACUAGGAGAAAGAGACAGAGAAGAAGGAGAGGAGGCCUCGUGGAAAGCUCACUGCUCCACUGGUGACCGGGACCAGCAGCAGCAGCAGCGCGUAAAGCCGUGGAUUAAAAAAAAAACCCGACUAGAAGGACGGAUGGUCGCGCAGACGGGCGGCGCGCUCUGAAGUUGGACAGACUACCGAGACACCGAGAGCAGCAGCAGCAGCAGCAGCAGCUUUUGUCCGUCCACCUCCCCCCCUCCUCCUCCUCCGUGAAGGCAGCGGCGGCACCGGGAGGCUGUGCCCGCGCACCCCGACCAUGAAGCUGCCGUGGCUACUGGCGCUCACGGCGCUGCUUGCUCACGCCGCCACGGCACAGACGUGGUCGCCGUCUAUGGACGACGAAGGCUCGACGAGAGACGAGUUUUAUGACGAUGAGGACCUUUACUCAGGCUCCGGCUCAGGCUUUCCUGAGAUCAGUUUGAGGCCGACAUCGGUGGCCGUGUCCUUCACCACAGAGGAGCCCCUCCUCCUGUCCACCACCCAGGCCACAGGCCCGGCCCCCUCCGCCUCACCUGCGGCCGAGCCCAGCCCGAGCCCCGAGGACGCCACGGCCACCCCGCUGCCCACCGAGGCCGACGGGGAGAGCGGUGCAUUCUGGGAGAGAGAGAGGGAGCUGGAGAAGGAGCGAGAACGAGAGCUGGAGAAGGAGAAGGAGCGAGAGAGGCAGAUGGAGCUGGAGAGGGAGAGAGAGAAACAGCUGGAGAGGGAGAAAGAAAGAGAGAGGGAGAGGGAGCGGGUGAGGGAGAUGGAGAGAGAGCGGGAGAGAGAGAGGGAGAGGGAGAGAGAGAGGGAGCGCGAGAGAGAGCGAGAGAAAGAGCGAGAGAGGCAGAGAGAGCGCGAGCUGGAAAGAGAGAGAGAGCUGGAGAGGAUCCGGGCCGCCGCCGCCCAGACCACCGCCGCCCCGCGGUCGCCUGCUGCCGUUCCCGUGGUGACCACCAACCCGGCCACCAGCCCUUCAGAAAGUGCGGCGCCCUCCGCAGGUUCAGAUGACCUGAGCACCACAGAAGAAGAAGAGGACGUCUACCUGUCACCUGAGCCCACCUCGUUUUACCCAGGCUUUGACAUGGAAAUCACCACAGAAGAAGAGACGUCCACCACAGCAGAGAUCACCCCCGAGCCUACGACGGCCGCACCCACCACCACCACCACCACAGCCGCCGCUGUCAGGACCAAGUUCCCCUUCAGGGGCAGGUUUCCCAUGACGACGGCCACUCAGGCGGCGCCGACAGAGAGGACGACCCGGCCACAGCAGCCGGCAACAACACAGGAGGGCAACAACGAGAUGGGCGCCGCGGGGCCAAGCGGAGAUUUCGAGAUCCGCGACGAUCGCCGUAACGGUCUCGGCAGAGGAGUGAUGCCAGUGGAGCCUGAUCUGCUCGGAAACACAGUGGAUGGAGGGAGCUCAGCCGCCCAGCUGCCACAGAAGAACAUCCUGGAGAGAAAAGAGGUCUUGAUAGCGGUGAUAGUGGGAGGCGUGGUGGGCGCCUUGUUCGCCGCCUUCCUGGUGAUGCUGCUGGUGUACCGGAUGAAGAAGAAGGACGAGGGCAGCUACACGCUGGAGGAACCCAAACAGGCCACCGUCACCUACCAGAAACCAGACAAGCAAGAGGAGUUUUACGCAUAACACUAGUACGCCAGAGAGACAACACCGCACACCGAGGGAGAGAGAAAGAGCGAGAGAGAAAAGAGAGAAAGAUACUCUAACCCCUCCCCUCCUCUUCCUCCUCCUCCUCUUCCUCCUCUCCUUCUCCUCCUUCUUCUUCUUCUUCUCCUCCUCCUACGUCGCUUCCCUCCUCAUCUGCCAGCCUCUCCUCAUCCCUCUCUCCUCUCGUCUCCAAAACACUUGAGAGCGCCUUUCUCUCUGCGGACUUGGAACUUUCUUUUCAAUGAAAAUGAGAAAAAAGAGGACAAAAAAAAGGAAAAAAACAACAAAAAAAAUCCAAAUAUAUUCAGAAAAAAAUAACACAUACACACGAGAUGUUUUUAAAGUAAAUGUUGUUAUUAAUAUUCUACAGAUUCUCCUGUUCUGUAUGUAAUGAUAUGAUUAUUUUGUAAAAAAAACAAACAAACAAACGAACAAAGCAAAACACAUAACUUGUGUUUUCCGGCACAGAAAAAAAAAAAAAGUUCCUCUUUUGUUUUUAAAUGAAAAAGCUUAAAAGAGAGAGGAGAGGGGUGGAGUGGGCUGAGGGAGGACAAGACAGCGCUCUGCCUCCUCAACCCCCUUCACAAAAAAACACACAGAGCGUCUGGUUGGCCGCACAGAGCCGAAGAGGUCAAAGGUGAGAGGAAAGGUCUCUUUUGUGCCUUCCGUCCCUCUGGUGCUCAAAGCAAACACGCAAACAUGCAGCCGCAUAAACACACAAGCUUGCACACACGCACACACACACACACACACACACACACACACUGCUCGAAGGUGGCUCUGACCUCGCUCUCUGUGCUCGGCCAACCAGAAAACGGUGCUCAACCCUCGGCGUGUUUCACAAUGUCAAGGAGCCACUGUGGAAACACUGGCUGGUCGCAGCAAGCCGGCGGCCCCCCUCUGCUCCUCGAAAGCUGUACAAAGACUAGUUAUGGAUAGUAAUAAUAAUCAAUAAUAUAUCAAUGUUUCUGGGCUGGAUGGUGAAUAAUAAUAAUAAUAAUAAUACCAUAAUAAUAAUGAUACUUAAACAGGAGGAUGUGUAUUUAGCAGUUUAAAAAAAAAAAAAAAAGUUUAUAUGUAAAUAUCAGCGUAUCCUUUCUGGCGUCACUAACCAUCUGCAUGAUCAUGAAGAGUUUUUAUCCAUCACAUCCGUCAUUCACUAUAGAUGAGCUGUGCUCCCCGUCACCCGCACCAACCAAACACACACGCAGCUGCAGACAUGAAAAACUUUUGCUGUGCAUUUCGAACACACCACGGACUUUAAAUAUACUGUAAAUCAUAUCAUCCAGACACAUAUCAAACCCAUCGUCAUCGUGAUAGUCAUCACUUGUGAUUGGAGCGCGAUCAGGUGGUUUCCAGUAUGUUAUCGAUUAGUUGUGGAAUCAGUUGCCGGUUGGUUUAGAGUUUGGUCUGUUUGUGUAAAAGCACAACUACAUGUCCAGUCAUUUAGAACCCUCCCAACACCCAACACACGCCCCCCAACCUUUUUUUUUUUUGCAUGCCUCACUUUCUUUUUCUUCCACCAUUGGCUCUCUGUUCGGGGGUGGGAGGGGCCUACGGGAAGCGUGAGGGGCUUCAAUACAAAAAGUCGACGCAGGGAGUCGCUCCUCAGUGCACUAAUUCGAAAAAUCAUAACAUUUGUCGUCAAAACUUCGGUCACGAGAGGAAUUAGUGCUCACGAGGCCGGACUCGAAAUACCUGCCGUCGGACCCUUUUUUCUUUCGGGGGGGAGGGGGAUGGGGAACGUGAGGAGACAGGAGGACUGUGCUUCUAUCUAAGAGAUUGUAACAAUAACCACACCAGUGCGACUGGGCUAGUAGCUUCUAUUAUACUCAGUACUGUAGAACAAAAAUGCAUGGGAGUCAAAAACUAUACUCGUCUGGGUGUGCGUGCGGAUGCCCCCCGUGUGCGUUUUUUCUGUCCGUGAGUUUGAACGCGAAGAAGAAGAAAGGGGGCGAGUUAAAAGUCGGAAUGUACUGUGGUCGAGUGUGUGUUUACCUACUCCAGCAGUUUCUCACGCUCUUCCACAGACAGGUAACGCACCUCUUCCACUGCUGUGUGUUUAGUUCACCUGCUCGCCCUCACUGGUGUGAGAAGAGUGUUUGUGUGCGAGUCUACACCUCCAUCCGAACCUGCCACCUGUGUAUGUGUGUGUGUGUGUGUGUGUGCGCGUGCAUGAGUGCUUCACCUUGGUAUUUCACAGCAGACUCUUGUGUACACUGACUAGCCUGUCGACGUGUGUGUGUGUGUGUGUGUAUGUGUGCGUGUGCGUCUGCGUGUGUUUAGUCCAUUCACUGCUGAAUGUGGGGCAGCUCGUCCCUCACAGUGGCUAUCACACACACUUGACUGUGUCUUCUCACCGUCUGUCUGUCUGUCUGUCUGACUUGUCUACCUGUCUGUCUCUGCGCCCGCCAGGACAGACGGACAGACGACACGCCGCUCUCUCACAGGCAGGAAUGAUCUUAACACGUACUGUCUUUUCUAAAGUGACCGUCAAAGUGUAAACAUGUGCGUUUGUACCCAUCUAAGCCUGCGUAGCCAAAUAAGACGUGUGUGUGUGUGUGCGUGUGCGAGAACGAGGGUAAAUUUGUAUGUGUGUGUGAGUAUGCAUGUGCCAGGAUGUGUGUGUGUGUGUGUGUAUGUGUGUGUGAAGCCCAGUGGAGGCUACACUACUCUAUGUUUGCUGUUCCCAUUCCUGUUUUUAUACAUUUGCAUUUUUUUAAGGCUGAGUUUCUGUCAUUGGCUGAGUGAGCGAGAGGAGGCGGAUCCUCCACGCCACCGCCCUGUCACUAAUCUGCCACUCUGUUCCAAAUAAAAAAAAACCUGAUUGGGUAAAUCUG